Suillus subalutaceus is the source of this 1284-nucleotide messenger RNA. Its product is annotated as S-adenosyl-L-methionine-dependent methyltransferase. Lineage: Eukaryota; Fungi; Basidiomycota; Agaricomycetes; Boletales; Suillaceae. The transcript has 9 exons. Gene Ontology annotation, molecular function: methyltransferase activity. The record is from RefSeq and is a predicted model, not a curated record. The coding region runs from base 1 to 1284 and encodes 427 amino acids.
AUGCUUACUGGAACAGUACCACCCACUGACAAAGGGGUUGUCAGCGCAGUAUGCGAUGCUUACAGCUUCAUUGCGAGGGAAGGCGCACACACAGCAUAUGCUGAAGCAGUUGCGGAGGCAUUCGGAUACACCGUGGAACAGCUGAGGUCCAUCCCAGCAGAAUCCCACAUGGGACUCAGCUGUGGAAAUCCCGUGGCCGUGGCGUCUGUCAAAGAGGGAGAAACUGUCCUUGACUUGGGCUCUGGUGCUGGCAUCGAUGUCUUCCUUGCAGCCCAGAAAGUCGGUCCCAAGGGGCAGGCCAUCGGUAUGGACAUCUCAACAGAUAUGGUUAAUCGAGCGCGUAAGAAUGCCUUCAAGCAAGGGUAUAGACCGCCUCAGGUAGUCUUUAUCCAGACGGAGCUGACACAGCCCCUACCUGUGGCAACCGCCUCCGUGGAUUGCAUUUUGUCUAACUGUGUAAUUAAUUUGCUUCCUGACGCAGGGAAGGCAGCUCUCUUGAAAGAGUGUUAUAGGAUCCUCAAACCUGGUGGACGUCUUGUGGUUAACGAUAUCAUCGCGAAGAAGCUGCUUCCGGAUACCAUCCGGUCUGACCUUUCGGCCUACAUCGGAUGCAUAUCUGGAGCGCUUCAGUUAGAGCAAUACAGAGCUCUUACAAAGCUUGCUGGGUUCACAGAUGCAUUGUUUGUCGAGACCGGCGGGGAUCUCGAGGUCUAUAAAUCUGCUGGACCCGCAUGCAGUGGCGCACCUUCAACUAGUCCCUCAACUAAAUGUUGUGCGGUCACUAUCAGCACUCUCCCUGAGACUACCAUCGGGAACCUCAACGAAUGGGCUGCUUCAUACCAGAUAUACGCAAAGAAAAUCUCCUCAGAUAAUGGAGCUGCGAACAAGUCGCCUCCAGCACUUGAUCGAUGGUGGGAUGCAUAUCCGAAAGACUAUUUAACUUCCGGUGAAGUUGCAAGUCUGCUUCGCGACCCUGAUCGUUCAGACUAUGCUAUUAUUGACGUUCGGGAGAAUGAUCGCGUUGGUGGUCAUGUUCUGGGAAGCAUUCAGUGGCGAGCAGACGCGUUCGCUGUUUCACUCGACAAGUUUUACGAUAAGUACGGCAAGACGAAGCAGGUGAUUUUUUACUGUGGGAGCUCUAGAGGACGGGGAUCUCGAUGUGCUGCUUGGUAUCAAGAUUAUCUAAACGGUGAAGGUAAUACGGAGUCGAAAGCCUAUGUUCUAGAAGGUGGAUACUACGGAUGGAGAUAUCCUGACCUGAUGGAUGGAGCAAGCAGUCUGUGA